Messenger RNA from Melopsittacus undulatus (budgerigar), 4288 nucleotides. RefSeq names its product zinc finger ZZ-type containing 3 (gene ZZZ3). NCBI's taxonomy places the organism in Eukaryota, Metazoa, Chordata, Aves, Psittaciformes, Psittaculidae. The record is from RefSeq and is a predicted model, not a curated record. The transcript has 13 exons. Gene Ontology annotation, molecular function: zinc ion binding. Bases 314 to 3073 code for a protein of 919 amino acids.
CAGGCGCUGUGCGGAGCCGCCGCCGCUGCCUGGUGCGGGCGGCACGGAGGGAACGAGCCGCGCACGGGGCCGCGCGGUCCGGCCGCGCCGAGGAGCGGGCGCCAGUUUUCAAAGUCUUGUUAAUGUGAUGGCAUAAACUAGUUAAAAGGCAUUUGGAUUGCAUCAUGGAUAUCGCCAGUGGUCAUUGAUAUUAUUUGAGUGGCGCAGUAAGAGUCUGCUGUAUGAAAUGUCAGAAGUCUGUAUUUCUUCUAGUUUUGCAAUGGUUUCCCAAUGAGUGGAGCAUGAUGAACAUACUUUAGGGACUUGCCAUAGUAUGGCUACUUCUCGAUCUACUCGUGUUACAAGAUCUACAGUGGGUUUAAAUGGUUUGGAUGAAAACUUUUGUGGUAGAACAUUAAGAAACCGUAGUAUUGCUCAUCCAGAGGAAGUUUCACCUCAUCCUCAAAUACGGUCAAGGUCACCAAAGAAGAGGCCAGAGUCUUUGCAAACUCAGAAAGGCAGUAACGGUGGAAGAACUACUGAUUUGAAACAACAGAGUGCUCGAGAGUCAUGGGUGAGCCCUAGAAAAAGAGGGCUGUCUACAUCUGAAAAAGAUAAUGUUGAUAAGCAAACUGUGGAAAAUUGUGAGAAAAAACAAGCAGAACCUGUUUCACCAGUUUUGAAAAGACUUAAGCGUUGUCUACGCUCAGAGGCACCCAACAGUUCAGAAGAAGACUUGCCUGCUAAAACAGAGAAGGAACCAUUGGAGCAUAAAAGCUUAGUGUCGGACAAUGAUGCAGUCUCUACAGGGACUAAGCGAGCUUGCCGAUGUCUUAUAUUGGAUGAUUGUGACAAAAGGGAAGUUAAAAAGGUGAAUGUCUGUGCAGAAGGAUUUAAUAAUUCUGCAAUAGUUGAUGAGAUUGGAGGCUAUCAGACUGUCAAUGGAGUUGGUGAGAGAGACUCAAAUUCUCUUAACUGUGAUGACUGUCAGCUUGAUGGGAACACUAAGCAAAACAAUGCUGGUUCCUGUACACCCAAGGACAAAACAGUAGCAGAAAAUGGAAACUCAUUUGCCCAUUCUUCAUUGUUGCUUAACAGCAGCAAGGAGGACAGUGUUGUAGACCAUUAUGUGCCUUGCACAAACUCUCAAGAACAGGUAAAGUUAGAGGACCACAAAAUAAUAAAUGACUGUUUGCCUGAGGAACAUGCUACUCAGGCAUAUGAGCCAGCUACAGGGUCCUUUUCUGAAAUCCAGUCAUCUUUGUUAAGGGAUUCGGAGGAGGAGGUAGAUGUUGUAGGAGAUAGUAGUGCCUCUAAGGAACAGUGUGCUGAAAACACCAAUAGCAACCCGAAUACUCAUCAUGACAGUGCAUCGAUCUCAGGUGAACCUGAACCACAUUCUUCAGUGCUGGACUGUGUUUCAGCUCCAGUGACAUCCAUGUCAGAACUUCAAGAACACAGAUACACAUUGAGAACUUCACCACGAAGGGCUACCCCUGCCAGAAGUAGCCCUACUAAAAAUAACUCUCCUUGUAGAGAAAAUGGACAGGUUGAGGAAAAUAAUCUUAGUCCCACUGAAAAGAAUGUACCUGUAGGUAUUAAUAAUAUCAAUGGAUCUCCCCAAAAGUCUGAAGAAAUUAAACAGAAUGAAAAAGAGAGAAAUGGUAAUACGGGAGAUCAUGGGAAUGAUGGACUAAGAAAGCCACUUUCUGAGGCUAAGCUUGUUGCUGGAUAUGUACCAUCUGCCAAAGAGAGUGCCAACAUCCACACUGCAGAGGAUGAUGAGGAAGAGCCUGAUGUGUAUUACUUUGAAUCAGAUCAUGUGGCAUUGAAACACAACAAAGAUUAUCAGAGACUGUUACAGACGAUUGCUGUACUCGAGGCUCAACGUACUCAAGCAGUUCAAGACCUUGAAAGUUUAGGCAGACACCAGAGAGAAGCGCUGAAAGAUCCUAUUGGAUUUGUGGAAAGACUCCAGAAGAAGGUAUUUCAAUGGGCUUUACUUAAGUCUUACUUUGAGGUUGAUAUGGGUCUUCCAUAUCCUCAGAGAGUUGUUCAGCUCCCUGAGAUUGCCUGGGACCAAUACACCACUAGCCUUGGAAAUUUUGAGAGGGAAUUUAAAAACAGAAAACGUAACAGUAGGAGAGUAAAGCUGAUUUUUGACAAAGUAGGUAUACCUGCAAGACCAAAAAGUCCUUUGGAUCCCAAGAAGGAUGGAGAGUCUGUUUCGUACUCUGUCUUGCCUUUAAGUGAUGGUCCAGAAGGUUCUACAAACAGUCGUCCACAGCAGAUGAUAAGAGGGCGACUUUGUGAUGAGACCAAACCUGAAACUUUUAACCAGCUGUGGACUGUAGAGGAACAGAAAAAACUUGAGCAAUUGCUGUUGAAGUACCCACCAGAGGAAGUAGAAUCCCGACGGUGGCAGAAGAUAGCUGAUGAACUGGGAAAUAGAACAGCAAAGCAGGUUGCCAGUAGAGUGCAAAAAUAUUUUAUUAAAUUGACUAAAGCUGGUAUUCCAGUUCCAGGAAGAACUCCAAACUUAUAUUUAUAUUCCAAAAAGUCAUCAAGUAGACGGCAGCAUCCUUUAAAUAAACAUCUUUUCAAACCUUCAACUUUCAUGACAUCUCAUGAACCUCCAGUUUAUAUGGACGAAGAUGAUGACAGAUCCAGUUUUCACAGCCAUAUGGAUACUGCAGCAGAAGAGGAAGUAUCGGAUGAAGAGAGUAUUCCAAUAACAUAUCGAGAGUUACCUGAAUACAAAGAACUGUUAGAAUUUAAAAAACUGAAGAAACAGAAACUCCAGCAGAUGCAUGCAGAAAGUGGAUUUGUGCAGCAUGUGGGAUUCAAGUGCGAUAACUGCGGAAUUGAACCUAUCCAGGGUGUUCGGUGGCACUGCCAAGACUGCCCUCAAGAAAUGUCCUUGGAUUUCUGUGACUCUUGUUCUGACUGUCUGCAUGAAACAGAGAUUCAUAAGGAAGAUCAUCAGUUAGAACCUAUUUACAGAGCAGAGACAUUUUUAGACAGAGACUACUGCAUGUCCCAGGGCACCAGUUACAAUUAUCUUGACCCAAACUACUUUCCAGCAAAUAGAUGACAUGGGAAGCAGAUCUACCAUCUUGGGCUUACUAUCCUCUUUGAAAAAUAACAAUGGCACCAUUGUUAGUUCUGUGCACAUUUUGGAAAGACUCUGCUUUCCCUGAAAUGUCGCUCACAGCAUGACAGCUUCCUGGGUGUACUUGUCAAACUACAGCUUUGAGCUGUCAUGGUUCUAGAUCACUGAACAGCAGCUGAACAUUCCUAGUGUGCAGAAGGUUUCACUGGGAGAGUUUUCUUUCACCACGUUAGUCAUUUUUAGGUGGUGAAUCUAAACACAAAAGAAAAACAUACAAAAGGGUGAGCCAGAAAUGAGAGCACACAUUAAAGAUAAAGUAAAUUCCAAAGGCUUUGAAGAACUUGGUUAUAAUGAGAUCCAGAGGAGAUGAAGUAUUUAUAUAAAAACAGUUUAGUAGCUUGCAGUUUUGUUGUGAAAUAGUUUUCAGCACAGUAACUGACUUCUUUAGGCAAGGUUUUAACCAAUGACAGUGUUUGCUUCUAGGAUGUACUCUAAAAACUGCUCACUGUCUCGGCGAUGGUUGGUUACAGGCCUUUAUUAAAUUGGAGCUGCUUAAUCACAUCGACUUCCAAUGUUAUUAAUUUUGGUUGGGUUUUUUUAUUUUAUUUUGUUUUUUAAACCACAGCAAACUCUAUAUUUACCAACAGUGAAGCACUACAGGGGGCAACUGUGGCAUUGCUUCCUUAACCAGCUCAUGGUGUGUGAAUGUUAUAAAAUUGUCACUCAGAUAUAUUUUUUAAAUGUAAUGUUAUAUAAGAUGGUCAUGUGAUGUGUACAAAAUAUGGUGAAAAGUGCCAGUGGUAGUUACUGUGUAAAGUCUCUAAUACUCAACAUUAACUCCUUUAAAAUAAAAUACACAGCCUUCUGCCUCUGUAUUUGGAGUUGUGAGUGCAACUCAUCAAAGAAAACUGCCUAAUAUAAAUCAUGUAUAUGGUAAUAAUUUUUCCUCUUUUGUAGUCUGCACAAGAUCCAUGAAAGAUUGUAUUUUUAUUACUAUUUAAACAGUGAUUAAAUCUAGCCUGAGCAGUGAGCAAGGGUUCACAUGCAUUCUUUUAUACUGCUGGAUUUUGUUGUGCAUCAUUUAAAACAUUUUGUAUGUUUCUUCUUAUCUGUGUAUACAGUUUGUUCUUAAAUAAUGUUCAAUUGUCAGGAGAACUGUGAGAAAUAAACUAUGUGGAUACAGUCUGUUUAUAUAUA